AUGGCUUCGCUUGCUGCACUUAGAGCCUCCAAUGCCCAGCUCACCAGCGCUACCCUUCCAAAAAUUGCCGUCUUUGUUGGUGGAACCUCAGGGAUUGGACGCGCAACCUUGACGCAAUUUGUCAAUCAGGGCUACCCUCUGAAGGCCUACAUUGUCGGUCGAAAUGAGGAAGAAUUUAGGCCGGUCCUGCGCGAGCUACAUGCUUCAAAUAAGACAGCCGAGUUGAUAUUCCUGGAGGGGCAAAUCUCUCUCAUGGCAGAGACAAAGCGCCUCACGGAUGAGAUCCUUCGCCGUGAAGAACACAUCGACCUGCUUUAUCUCUCCGCUGGCUUUCUGCCGUUUCUUGGACGCCAAGAAACUUCUGAAGGCCUGGGGCUUGCAACCGCCGUGGGAUAUUACAGUCGUCAGAUCUUCAUUCAACGCCUGCUCCCACUUCUUCGGGCGGCAUUCAACCCUGACACUGAUCAGUAUUCUCCCCGAAUCGUGAAUGUUCUAGGCACGGGCGUUGAAACAACCGACUUGUAUCUGGACGACCUUGAGCUAAAGCAACCAGGACACUUCAGUGUCCAAAGCUAUGCUCAUCACAGCGCGACCAUGACCUCCGUGAGCCUCAAACGACUCGCUGAGCAGCCAGAAAACAGUGGAAUCACUUUUAUCCAUCAUCACCCGGGUCUUGUCUCUACUGAAAUUUUUAAGAAAAGUUGGGGUGAUCAAUGGAGCGAGGAUAAAGUGGCAGGUGGUCCCAAUGCCCCUUCAGAUAUCACACGAUCCAGCCCCGAGGAGGCGGGAGCACGUUCUAUGUAUGUGAUGACUGGCUCUCAGUAUGGUGGGAAUGGUAUUGCCUUGACAGAGGGGCAGAAGAAAGGGCUCACCGUCAACGAUACGACAAAGGGGUCUCUUUUCUGUGUUGGUGACAAGCUGGAAACAUUGCAACUCGAUGGGCUUCUAGGGAAACUGGAGAGAAACGGUGCUUCCGCCAUUAUUUGGAACAAGACCAAUGAGUUGAUUGGGUAUUACCUUUGA
Molecule: messenger RNA, 1023 nt
Organism: Penicillium cosmopolitanum
Lineage: Eukaryota; Fungi; Ascomycota; Eurotiomycetes; Eurotiales; Aspergillaceae
Exons: 2
Coding region: 1-1023 (340 amino acids)
Biological process (GO): secondary metabolic process
Source: RefSeq, a predicted model, not a curated record